Molecule: messenger RNA, 1785 nt
Organism: Hansenula anomala
Lineage: Eukaryota; Fungi; Ascomycota; Saccharomycetes; Phaffomycetales; Wickerhamomycetaceae
Exons: 1
Coding region: 1-1785 (594 amino acids)
Molecular function (GO): FAD binding
Source: RefSeq, a predicted model, not a curated record
AUGACAUUAGAAACAAAAGAAUAUACUGAUGUGUUGAUUGUGGGUGCUGGUCCCGCUGGGUUGAUGUUAGGUGUUGUUUUAGCUAGACUUGGUGUGAAGUUCAAAAUUAUUGAUGAUAGACCAAGUGAAACUUCCUCAGGUAGGGCAGAUGGGAUCCAACCAAAGACUUUGGAAACAUUUAAACAACUUGGGUUAUUGGAACAGAUUGAAUCUCAAGGUGUCAAAAUUUUUGAUAUUACCUUUUGGAACCCAAGCACAGAUGGUUCAGAUUUGGUGAGAACAGGCAGAGAGGAUCACUUUCCCUCGGUCGUUGACCUUAGAGAUCCGUACAUUUUAUUGUUACAUCAAGGUAUCGUGGAAAAGGCAUUCACCAACGAUUUGAAACUCAGAGAUUUUGAGGUGGAAAGAAAUCAGAAGUUCAUUUCGUACUCAAUUAAUGACUCCAAUGCUUAUCAAGUCCAAUCAGAAAUUGUUGAUUCUACAAAUGGCCAACAUUUUGUCACCAGCUCCAAAUAUAUUGUUGGAUGCGAUGGUACUCGCUCUGCUGUCAGAGCUUCAAUGCCAAACAGUCAAGUUAAUGCAGAUACAACUGAUCUUCGUUGGGCCGUCAUCGAUGGGGUCUUGAACACAGAUUUUCCAGACUUUUGGAGCAAAACAGUAAUCAGAUCACAGAAUAAUGGUACAAUAUUAGGGAUUCCACGUGAAAGAGGCUUGACACGACUUUAUAUUGAAUUGCCUGGUGACUUUGAACAUGAAGAUUUGGUAACAGCGCAACCAGUGAUCAUGGAAAAGGCUAGAAACAUUAUAAGCCCAUUUAAACUUGAGUGGGAUAUAGUUGAAUGGUUCAGUAUUUAUAGAGUGCGUCAAGGUGUCACCACCUCAUUUAUUGAUAGAUCAAGAGCUUUUAUUCUUGGUGAUGCUUCACAUACUCAUUCAGCUAAUGCGGCCCAAGGUAUGAAUGUCUCAAUGCACGAUAGUUGGAAUCUAGGGUGGAAACUUGCUCUUGUUAUCAAAAAUAUUGGCUCCCCAAGAUUACUGGAAACCUAUGAACAAGAGAGAAUGAAGGUUGCUCAUGAUUUGAUCAAUUUUGACAAGGUCCAUACGAAAGCUUUUAAAAAGGGAGACCCCGUUGAACUUGCCAAAAACUUUGAACAAAAUGUGAAGUUCAUCUCUGGUAUUGGUGCUGAAUAUGAUAUGAACCUGCUUAACAAAUCUUCUGAUAAUGAACUGUUGGUGCCGGGUACUUUACCACCUCCUGUUGAUGCUCACAGAUAUGUUGACGCUAAUCCUGUUCACAUGGAAACAGAUGUCCCUACUCUUGGUCAGUUCAAGUUAUACUUUGCUGCAAAAGAUUUUAAAAUGAGUGAAAAGUUUCUUCAAAAGUUCAGUGAAAAGGUUCAGAAAUCUCCAUUUUUAAAUCUUUAUAGGAUUGCAAAGUUGGACUCUAAUCAAAUUAAACUUGAAAAGGAUCUAAUUAAUCAUAAAAGGUACACUCCAAUCUCACAAUUGUUCACCGUUUGCCUUGUCACUGAAUCUUCAAAGAAAGAAAUUGAGUUGAAUGAACUGCCUGACUUUUUCAAACCAUACAAAUGGACUGUUUACUUGGAUGAUCAAGAAGAAAGAGGUCCGUUUCAGAAAUGGUUUCCAAAUUCUACAGAUUCUGUUUCGUUGCUUAUUUUACGUCCUGAUGGGUAUAUAGGGGCAAGUAAGUCAUUUGGAAUUGAUUCUGAUGCGGUUGAUGCCGUUGAAUGGCUUCAUAAUUACUUUUCACCAUUACUAGUUUGA